Paramuricea clavata is the source of this 339-nucleotide messenger RNA. NCBI's taxonomy places the organism in Eukaryota, Metazoa, Cnidaria, Anthozoa, Malacalcyonacea, Plexauridae. The record is from the annotation of a GenBank genome assembly.
AUGUUGAAUCUUCAAAGACAGAUGGGGAAAUUUUUCGACGCAAAGGUACUAAUAUGGAAAAAUGACGCUGAGAAAAAACUUACAGCUUUACGCUUUCUGGAGGAUCUCAGUUGUAACCAGCUUGCUCGUGAUGAUGAUGACAUAAAUGUAGAAAAAGAGAUUAAUCUCGACGUUGAAGCAGUACAACAGUACAAGUACUUCAGUACGGAUGCGCACAAACGUUGCGUUGAGAUAAUGGAUGAAACGAAGCGACAGUUAGGAGAGUCUCUUAAUACAGAUGAUGUCCUUUUCUCAGCCAUUCAAAAUUUAAAGGGAUAUAACAUACCUUAUUACAAGUAA